Fragaria vesca subsp. vesca is the source of this 612-nucleotide messenger RNA. RefSeq names its product putative F-box protein At1g32420-like. The transcript has 3 exons. Bases 1 to 612 code for a protein of 203 amino acids. The record is from RefSeq and is a predicted model, not a curated record. Lineage: Eukaryota; Viridiplantae; Streptophyta; Magnoliopsida; Rosales; Rosaceae.
AUGGAAAUCGAUGGAAGAACCACUUGUUUUGCCGGAGAUGUUGUAGUUGAAAUACUCUCAAGACUACCGGUGAAGUCUUUACUCCAGUUUCUGUGUGUCUCAAAGGAGUGGCAUGGCCUCAUAAAAAGCUCUUAUUUCACUGCCAAUCAUCUCCAAAACUCGGAUCCUAAUCUAUCUCUUCACUUCAAGAGAAAGACACCGGACUCUGAAGAUUCAGUGUCAUUGUUUCGCAAUGAAUCCAUACAUUUGGAGUAUAUAGUUGUAUGGAACCCAGCCACAAAGCAGUUUAGGUUUCUUCCUGAGACGGAUGAUCAUUAUCUAAUGGGGCUUGAGUUCUUUCAUGACAUUAGAGAUUACAAAGUGGUCAACAUUCUCCCAUCCGGUCUUCACAACACAAUUCGAGCUAAGGUCUUCACCAGAAGUAACAAAAUUGAUGUACAGACUCUUCAGAGUUCAGCUUAUCAGCUAUCCAUUGCGGCGACAAGUGCGUGUCUAAGGAAGUUUGGGGUGUCAUUUCCAGGAUUCGACCACAGUGAUGAGACUCUGAAGCUUUCUUCACUACUAGGUCCUUUCAUUGAGAUAAAGGUUGAAGCUUGUUCAAGCCUGUGGUGA